Euleptes europaea (tarantolino) is the source of this 1041-nucleotide messenger RNA. It is a transcript of the gene HTRA2, whose product is annotated as HtrA serine peptidase 2. Gene Ontology annotation, molecular function: serine-type endopeptidase activity; protein binding. The record is from RefSeq and is a predicted model, not a curated record. Gene Ontology annotation, biological process: proteolysis; positive regulation of apoptotic process; programmed cell death. Gene Ontology annotation, cellular component: mitochondrion. The transcript is spliced from 9 exons. The coding region runs from base 1 to 1041 and encodes 346 amino acids. Lineage: Eukaryota; Metazoa; Chordata; Lepidosauria; Squamata; Sphaerodactylidae.
AUGGCGGCGGCGGCGGCGGCGGCUGCUCGGCAGGGGGUUGGCCACGCCCCCCGCCCUCCCCCCGCCGGCCCCGCCGGCCCCGCCUCCCCCCGCGCCACCUUCAACUUCAUCGCCGACGUGGCCGAGAAGACGGCGCCGGCCCUGGUCUACGUGGAGAUCCUGGGCAGGCAUCCCUUCUCGGGACGAGAGCUGCCGAUCUCCAACGGUUCUGGUUUUGUGGUGUCUGCAGAUGGCUUGAUUGUGACAAACGCCCACGUCGUGGCGAACCGCAGGCGGGUGAGGGUGCGGCUGGCCAGCGGGGAGCUCUACAAUGCUGUUGUGCGGCAGGUGGAUCAGGUCUCUGACAUCGCCACCAUCAAGAUCGAUCCCAAGCACCCCCUGCCGACCUUGCCCUUGGGCCGCUCCUCAGAGGUGCGCCAGGGGGAGUUUGUGGUGGCCAUGGGCAGCCCUUUUGCCCUCCAGAACACCGUCACAUCCGGCAUCGUCAGCUCAGUCCAGCGAGGAGGGCGAGAACUGGGCCUGGCUGCUUCGGACAUGGAGUACAUCCAGACAGACGCUGCCAUAGACUUUGGGAAUUCUGGUGGCCCCCUGGUCAACCUGGACGGUGAGGUGAUUGGUGUCAACACCAUGAAGGUGACUUCAGGGAUCUCCUUUGCCAUCCCCUCCGACCGGCUGCGGGCCUUUCUUGAGGAGGAGGGGAAGCGUACGGACUCCUGGUUUGGCAGCACAGAGGGGAAACGCCGCUACAUUGGAGUGAUGAUGCUGACCCUGACCCCCAGUAUCCUGUCUGAGCUGAAGCGGAGAGAUCCCACCUUCCCUGAUGUGCCUCACGGGGUUCUCAUCCACAAAGUGAUCAUUGGCUCUCCAGCUCAUCAAGCAGGACUCAAGGCGGGGGACGUCCUGAUGGAAAUCAACGGGCAGCCGUCCCAGCGGGCAGAAGAUGUCUACAAGGCUGUGCGGACCCAGCCCCACCUGGCACUGCUGAUUCGGCGAGGCCCCGAGUCGCUGCGGCUGACAAUCACCCCGGAGGCCACGGAGUAG